AUGGACACACCCCGCAAGCCUGUCCCCAAAGCUUCUCCCACCCCGGUGAUUCCCACUGUUGCAAAAGGGGGCCACGAGAAGGACUCCUUGUACUGGAAGCUUCGAAGGCAUUGCGUGAUCAAGAAGGGCGAGUGCUCCAAGGCUGCUUUGGAUUUGUGGAAAACAAAGGAUGGCCGAGCAAAGCUCAAGGAGUUGAUGAUCAAGAAUGGCAUGGACUUCGGCAAUGUUGAGGUGGCGCUGAAGCGACAGCAGCGGACUUCAAUAGGUCACAGGAGACAGGGAAGGAAGAUGGCCGACUCUUCUUUCGAGUGGGCGUCGAAACAGAAUCUGAUCAGAACAAACCCGAUGCAUGGUGAACAAGAGGCGAAACUGAUCCUGGAAGAUGGCUUUACCUAUGACCAUGUCCAAGAUGAGGACCAACAUGGCAACUUCCUGUCGGAUGAGCUCCCGACUGGAUCCGGCCUGGACUUGCUGAAGAUGGACACCCAUGAUGGUGAUGGUACCACGCCUGAGGAUCAUGCUGCAGCUUGCUCGGGCUCGUUCAAGCUUACCUUUCCCACCAUCCAAGAGAAUGCAUCGGCCCUGACAGUGUUGCCCCACUGGAUUGAAGUGUGUGGCCGCAAGAUUGACAACACGGCUGCUGUUCUGGACUGGGCCGGGGUAUCAAGUGCACUUUGUAUUUUCGACAUUACUUCAAUGUUGAUUGCCAAACAAAUUGGCAUCCAAGUGAACCACAUGAAGACUAUCUAUGAGAAGCUGGAAGGACUUCAGGGAGAUCUUGCAGCGACCCGAACCUCUAGGCCAGAGACGCAGAAGAAUAUCUUGAAGCUUUGCGCUGAAGCCACCAAAACCGACGUGGCUUUGAACAACUUGGUGGUCCGCUCCAGGAGUUUGAAGGGUGCCCCGCGAUCCUCGACCAAGCCGGGAUCUUCGGGAGCCAAGCCACCGGGAUCUAAACCCAAGGAUUCCAGUCCUGCUGCAUACUGCAUAGGCCCACGAAGCGAAGAUGAGACUGACUCAGACCUGGCGGAUGAGCUUUUGGUUGGCUUGGAGGAAGAUUGGAUCGACACCAUCUUCAACUACGGAGGGCACUUCUUGCUAGGUGGACGGUCUUUGGACCACAUUGACUCCUUCAAGAACGAGUUGUUCACAUUCUGGUCCAAUUACAAAGUUAUUGACCCCGAACUGCCAUUCUUUGAAAGGGGCGGGGCUGAUGAAGACUCCUGGUCAUGCACAAUUCCGCUAGCAAUCCACGGAGAUGAGGGGCAUUCUUUGUGCACUCGGCUGCUGUACGCCAUCCUGCCAUCACCAUACACCAAGCAGAGCUUCCACAGACUGCUGUCAGUUCUGAAGGAUGAUUUGAAUAAACUUGAGGACGAUGGCGACUGGUGGGAUGUGAAGGGCGCUGUGAAGACCUUGCCACCGGAAGCGAGUCACCCUAGUCCCUUCAAGGCGGGUGACAGAAGCCCACUGAGGGACUUGCAUCUUGGGGAUUCGACUAAGUACAUCAAAAUCGACCCAGCCCAUACGUUUGCUAUAGAUGGUAUCGGCAAAGAUUUUCUCGCAUCUUCAAUCAUCAUGUUAGCAAGGGCUGGGCACUUCGGGAAUGGACCCAUUACCUAUUGCUGGCAAAACGCCUAUGCGAACUUCAUUGCCUAUUGCAAUGCCUACAAGAAGAGCACCAGCAUCUCUGAAUUUAGCUUUUCCACCUUCAAGCUCAAUGCAUUUCCACGUGGCCUUGGCAAGGGUCAUGACGCAGCGGAAGGCAGGUUCAAAGACAUCUUGGCCGUGAUCAAAACCAGCAUUUGUGCCAACGAUCGGUUUUGGAGGGCCAUCUACGCACAUGGGAUUUGGAUACCACGGCUGGUGGCUGAACAGAUUGUGAAAGAUGGAUGGGUAUUCAACUUUGGGGGGAUUGGCAGCGAAGCUUGGAUUCUACGGCUACCAGGUUAG
Cladocopium goreaui is the source of this 1953-nucleotide messenger RNA. The record is from the annotation of a GenBank genome assembly. NCBI's taxonomy places the organism in Eukaryota, Dinophyceae, Suessiales, Symbiodiniaceae.